This is a messenger RNA of Brugia malayi, 999 nucleotides long. RefSeq lists its product as uncharacterized. The record is from RefSeq and is a predicted model, not a curated record. NCBI's taxonomy places the organism in Eukaryota, Metazoa, Nematoda, Chromadorea, Rhabditida, Onchocercidae. The coding region runs from base 1 to 999 and encodes 332 amino acids. The transcript is spliced from 7 exons.
AUGCGACAGCUUAACCAUUUUGUUUUUCCGCCAUCUUUGAAAUGUCGCUUAAGUAUCAUAAAACGUGAGGUUCGUCAGUCAUUAGCAAAUGAAAGUGAACGAAUUGAUGAUGGCUUAAUUGAUCGAUGUGUUGAAGUUGGUGUUGGAGCAGUUGGAACUUCAAGUCCUGUUCAACUGAUAGGUGUCGCAUACAAUCUUUACAAGCAACAACUUGAGUCGAGCGAUCUUGAAAAAGAGCGUGCAGGGCGUAAACAUUUUGCUUUGAAAUUUCUUGAUGAAAGAGUGGCUGAAGCUGAUCGAAUUUUUUGUUAUAUUAUGUACAAACUGCCUGAUGGAACACCAACACCAACAAAAAAAAUUCGUGAAGUUGUAAGUGAAACAAAAUGCGCCGAUAUGGAUGAAUGGAAAGAAAAAGCAUAUGCUACUUUUGCUGCAAUACCACCAGUAAAAGUUGAUGUGAAGAUCGUACUUCAGGAUCUCUACAUUGCAUCAUUGCGUUCACUUACUUACAGUGAUUUUCACAUGUUGAAAGAAAAGGAUAUUGACUGUUUGGUGGUUUAUUCGGAAUUUCUCGAUUUCGGGUUUGAUUUAAAGAACUUACUUCCAUUAUUUGAUGAUGAGACAAUGAUUAUCAUCCAAAAUCCUUCAGUUCUGUCAAUUUCAAUGGAUGUUUUUGCCCGAAUACAUAAAUGGCGAUGCAAGGAAUCACGUGUUUGCGUUGCUUGCGAUACGGAUGGAUUAACAAUCUCAGGUUUAAUUGUGGCGCGUUAUUUAUCACUUUCUACUCGAUGCAGUCAUGAAGAUGCAAUUAAAGCUGUCAAAAUUUGUCAUGAAUCCUUUUUUCCACUUCCAUACGCUCAGGGUGAUUUUCUCAAUGCUGAAUUUGAGGAAGAAGAAGCCGAUCAGUUUGAACUUCAAGCACCAUCGUCUGACUCUAAGAAAAAUUUCGAUCGCUGUAUGCUUCAGAACUGCAUUCGCGUCUAUGGGAAUUCAUCGUGA